Messenger RNA from Protopolystoma xenopodis, 435 nucleotides. The record is from the annotation of a GenBank genome assembly. NCBI's taxonomy places the organism in Eukaryota, Metazoa, Platyhelminthes, Monogenea, Polystomatidea, Polystomatidae.
AUGAAUCUAGCACUUAAUCUGGUUCAGCAACCGGAUACAUCAACCUCUCCGCUUCCAACUUCCUGCUUCAUCUCACCUAUUUCCACGUCACGAUACCAUCCUCAAUGUCCUAGUGCCCCGACCACUAGCACUGCUACAAUGCCUUUUGUUGUCCCUAUGCCAACGGCUUCACAUGCCCUUACCAUUUCCGGGCCAGGUCAUCCUGCAAUAGACAUCGCUUCGCCGACUAUGCCAUUAGUAGCUAACAUUCCAGGGAAUACUCCCAUGCUACAUUCAGACGGAGGUGAGAGCAGUAAUCUUCUUUGCCUCUUUCAUGUGCCCUAUUCCUGCUGCUUCCGCUAUUAUUGUUACCUUUUAUUUGACCCUGCGGUCAUUUAUUCGUAUCAUAAAAUCAUUAUUUGUUUUCAUACAACUGCCACUUAUUAUCAUCAUUAG